Molecule: messenger RNA, 3822 nt
Organism: Lytechinus pictus (painted urchin)
Lineage: Eukaryota; Metazoa; Echinodermata; Echinoidea; Temnopleuroida; Toxopneustidae
Product: sperm-associated antigen 6
Exons: 9
Coding region: 188-1732 (514 amino acids)
Biological process (GO): cilium movement
Cellular component (GO): microtubule cytoskeleton
Molecular function (GO): microtubule binding
Source: RefSeq, a predicted model, not a curated record
AUAGAAAAUCUUAAUUUUGCCCUUUUGGCUGCCCAUAUAAUAGGUACGCGAAGCAACAUAGCAACGCGAAGUGCUCGUGUAUUUGUUUACAGGCGAGGGAAUCACAAACAGGGACUCCUCACAGAGCUACGGAAAUUUAUAUGAUAAACAGCUUUAAAUCACAGGAAAACCUUAAUCAAAGGAAAUCAUGAGUUCAAGACAAGUAUUGCAAGUGUUUGAGCAAUAUCAGAAAGCUCGGACCACAUUUGUACAGACAGUUGCAGAGCUUGCAUCAAGACCACAGAAUAUUGAAACUUUACAAAAUGCAGGUGUGAUGUCUCUGCUUCGUCCUCUUCUUCUGGACAUUGUACCCACAAUUCAACAGACAUCGGCUUUGGCGCUGGGUCGGUUGGCAAACUAUAACGAUGACCUAGCAGAAGCCGUAGUAAAGGGAGACAUCCUUCCUCAACUCGUCUAUUCCCUUGCUGAGCAAAAUAGAUUCUACAAGAAGGCAGCUGCAUUUGUUCUUCGGGCCGUAGCCAAGCACUCCCCUCAGCUGGGCCAGUCUGUUGUAGACUGCGGAGCUCUUGAUGCUCUGGUCAUCUGCCUUGAAGAGUUUGAUCCUGGUGUCAAGGAAUCGGCAGCUUGGGCUCUGGGAUACAUCGCCAGGCAUAACGCAGAGCUUGCCCAGUCCGUGGUGGAUGCUGGCGCCGUACCCCUGCUGGUUCUAUGUAUCCAGGAGCCAGAGCUUUCAUUGAAGCGUAUAGCUGCCUCGGCUCUGAGCGAUAUCUGCAAGCAUUCUCCUGAGCUGGCCCAGACCGUUGUUGAUGCCGGAGCCAUCGCUCACCUCGCUCAGAUGAUCCUCAACCCUGAUGCUAAACUCAAGCGUCAAGUAUUCUCCGCUUUGAGUCAGAUAUCCAAACACUCCGUAGACCUGGCCGAGAUGGUGGUCGAAGCCGAGAUCUUCCCUGCCGUCCUAACCUGCCUCAAGGACCAGGACGAGUACGUCCGUAAGAACGUGGCCACGCUGAUCCGCGAGAUCGCCAAGCAUACCCCUGAGUUGUCUACGCUGAUCGUCAACGCAGGGGGCGUGGCUGCUGUGGUAGAUUACGUAGCGGAAUCCAAGGGCAAUGUGAGACUACCUGGUGUCAUGAUGCUGGGCUACGUGGCUGCUCACUCGGAGAACCUAGCAAUGGCUGUUAUUGUCUCUAAGGGUGUAACGCAGCUAGCUAUGACACUUGCAGAGGAACCAGAAGACCACAUACAGGCCGCAGCAGCAUGGGCGCUAGGUCAGAUAGGACGUCACACCCCAGAGCAUGCCAAGGCCGUUGCUCAAGCUAACGUAUUGCCUCGCCUGGUCGAGUGUUACCAGAGAGCCGACGCAUCGGAAGACCUCCAAACAAAGGCCAAGAAGGCUCUCAAGAACAUCCUCCAAAAGUGUGUUCACCUCCCUGCCUUGGAGCCCCUCCUUCACGACGCCCCGCCCAACAUCCUCAAGCACGUGGUCGGCCAGUUCGGCAAGGUACUUCCUCACGACCCCAAGGCACGUCGCCUGUUUGUCACCAGCGGCGGGCUGAAGAAGGUCCAAGAGAUCAAGGCCGAUGCCGGGUCCGUCCUGGAGGAGUACAUCAAUACCAUCAACAACUGCUUCCCGGAGGAGAUCGUCAAAUACUACUCUCCUGGAUAUUCAGAUGCCCUGUUGGACAGGGUCGAUCAAUACCAACCCGUCGGUGAUAAUCAGGUCUACAACUAACUUUCUGGACAUCCAGUCAAAUAUACUUCAAAAGAAUAAAACUCUGUGGAUCGGACGUUGUUGCAUUUUCACAUGCGGGGAGCUUAAAAAUGUUGGGAUGAACUAGGUCUGCAGGAAUAUGCCAUGCAUUUUGCAUACAUGUUCCUCAUGCAUCGCUUUGAUAUGCAAUCCUUAAUCAAAAUUCAAAUAAUUCUGUAUUCAGUCCUUUAUGUAUUUGAAAUAUAUAAGUUAUACCAAGGGUUUUGAGAAACGAGAAUCUACAAGAUAAUUGUGGAUCACUAGUUUUGUAGUUUCAAACAUUGGGAGCUUAUAAUAUAGGGAUGAACUAGGUCUUCAGGGAUGUGCCAUGACUUUGGCAUACAUAUACCUAAUGCAAAGCUGUGAUAUGCGAUCCAUGAAUAAAAUUCAAAGGAUUCUGUAUUCAUUCAAAUAUAGAUAUCUAACUCACACCAAAGGACGCUUAGAAAUAGAAUUCAAUGGGUUAAUCGUGGAUCAGUGGUUUUUGCAUUUAAAAUGACAGGGGCUUGAAAUGUAGGGAUGAAUAAUGACGUUAAGAAUCUGACCAAAACACAUAUAUUUGUAUGCAGAAUUUGUAAUCAUUUAAGAAAGGAUGUAGAGGAGGAGGGGGAUUUACUUGUUUUUUAUUCAUACCAAUUAUAAGCAUAAGCUGUCUAUCCCAUUAUGAAUAAAAUGUAAGAUCAUCAACCCAAGUGUCCACUUUUUGCAAAAUGAAUGGCAUUUAAUAAUUAUUACGGUAUAUUGUGAUAAAUGCAAGUCUUUGCGGCAAUUAUUUAAAUGCAUUUGGCUGGUGUUGUCUGUCCAGUCUCUAAGCUGGAACUGAGAAAAAUGCAUUGAAAUGAUAUUAAGAAUAAAUCCUGUGAACCACUGUUGACAUAUGGCUGGAAUGCCGUGCUUAUUUUGUCAAUUUCUCAAUGAUUACACACUUUCUGCCGGAAUCAUUUGGCACAGAUUUUUUAUUCCAACAUACAAACAGUUUGUGGUCAUUUUAUUGGAUUCUGUUCGUUUUAGAUCGUUACCACAACUGGCAUUUAUCUUUACCCCGAGAUUAACUCUGACCAGGCCCAUUUGUGGAAUGCCUGUUGCAAGCUCAUCCAACAAGUACACAUUUAUUACUAAAUACCACCGAAUAUCGCAAGGUCUUGUUGCUCUUUUAUUUGAAUGGAAUACUAACUGUUAUCAGGGGGUCGUUUCAUAAAGCUGUCAUAAGUUAAGAAUGACUUUAACGACUGGUGAACCUUUCUCACGCGUUAAAUAAUCACCAAUCAACAAUUAGUGGUGAAUAUCAUUUACCUCCAGAAAGAAUCACCAGUAGUUCUAAUAGUUGCUCUUAACUUACGAACAGCUUUAUGAAACACCCACCUGGCUUUGUAAAAAGUGAAAUGAUCUAAUUUCCUUUUAUCAGUUUUCAUUCUAUUUGAAUGAAAUAAAUAUAUUUAUUUUUGAAUUGCAUAUACAUGCACGUAUAUUUAUAUGUUUAUGGAUUGAUGAAUAAUUUUGUCCACAGUAGUACAUUAGAAACCUUAUAGUACUGAAUAUAAUAUAAGUGUUUGCACCAGACACAUAUCAAUGAGUUACAGCUAUGGACUUGUCUGGAAGACAACCAUUGCAAUCACCUGCGUCCAGGGCUAUACGGAAAUGGUUAGAACCAGUUUCAAUGGAAAGAAUGACUCCGUAAGGCUGUGAUGUCUCACUUUUAUACUCUACUCUAUGCACUUCUUUGAGAUUUUACAAUUUCUUCUUUUUACAAAAUAUCAAAUUUUCAGGAUUGAAGUAAUAAUAAUAAUAAACAUUAAUUUGUAUGGCGCAGCUUUUAUAUGAAUAUAUAUUCAGCUGCGCUUGUUCAGAUCUUUUUUUUUGUAAGGAAGGAUCCUGAAUCUUUGAGGAAUUAUAUAUACUGUUUUGAAUGGUGUUGAAAGCUCUUUAAAACUUGCAAAUGUUCAUCCGUCCCAAAGUGAUUCAUACAUUCUUCAAUAUUUUGUACUUAUUUGUAAAUAUUAUAUUUGCUUAUUAUGUUGAUUAUAUCUAUUUGUCAAGUGUUUUGUGAAUAAAAAUCGUUUUUAUGUACUUCA